CAAAUAUAACCUCAAUAUCAGUUUAUUUCGUUUUUGAUAUUAAUUAGGAAUGUUGCUAAAAAGUUUGUUCGGUUUAUCCCCCAAUAAGCUGGGCCAUUUCCGUAGGAUGUACUGCAGUAGAAAUAUUAUAAAAUUGAAGGAACGAGGCAUGUAUCAAGACAUCUUUCCCGAUGUUUUUCUGCAGGAUAUAGUAGAUUUAUUAAAUAAAGCUCCUCAGUGCGUUUAUGCCGGUUUCGAUCCGACCUCUGAUAGUUUACACGUAGGCAAUCUACUGGUGCUCAUCAAUCUACUGCACUGGCAAAGAGGUGGACACAACGCUAUCGCUGUUAUCGGAGGUGCUACUGCGAAAAUCGGCGAUCCGAGCGGUCGUAAUGCGGAACGCGAUAAGCUUUCUACCCAACUUAUAGAUCUGAACAUACGGGGAUUAAACCAGAACAUAGAACAGAUAUUUGACAAUCACAAGAAGUAUUUCUGGAGUGACAAAUUUUUACCUGAAUACAAGAUAUUAAACAAUGAGAGUUGGUAUGAGAAACUGACAGCGAUCAAUUUCAUUGGAGGGCCAGGUCGAUACCUACGUAUGGGAACGUUGCUAUCACGCACGAGUGUGCAAAGUAGAUUGGCUACAGCUGCAGGAAUGAGUUUCACCGAAUUUAGUUACCAACUAUUUCAAUCGUACGAUUGGUUGCACCUGUACAGCAAAUAUGGAUGCCGGUUUCAGAUUGGCGGCAGCGAUCAAAUGGGUAAUUUAAUGUCGGGGCGCGACUUAAUUGGAAAGGCAUGCAGAGAUACGGUUUACGGGCUCACUCUGCCACUUAUUACAACGGAGAUGGGCGAUAAAUUUGGAAAGUCGGCCGGUAACGCCAUCUGGUUGUCUCCAGAGAAAACUUCGCCAUUUACGUUUUACCAGUUUUGGAUUCGCACACCGGAUUCGAGCGUUGAAAAGUUGCUUAAGCUCUUCACUUUUAAUAGCGUGGGCACGAUUAAGGAUACGAUGAGGCGGCAUUUGGAGAAACCGGAAUUGAGACUGGCACAGAAAAAGUUGGCGGAGGAUGUUAUUUUGUUGGUACACGGCAAGGAGGGCUUGGAACAAGCGGUAGCGGCCAGCAAGGCGUUAUACGAAGGAAAUGUGGCGGCGUUGGGCGAAAUGAAAGUUGAAGAAAUCGUGCGCAUGUUCGAUGGCGCAUCUGUUGUACAAAUUUUACCAGAACCCGGACAAAGUGUUUUAGAUAUGGCAAUGAAAGCUGGUUGUUUUCCUACCAGCGCGGAUGCUGUUCGAAUAAUCUCUGCCGGUGGAUUUUAUGUUAACCAACAGAAGUCGACGAAUCCCAAUGAAGUGUUAAACCCAUCAGUUCAUCGAUUAUCAAACAAUCUAUCACUGCUUAGAGUGGGAAAAAGAAAUUAUUACGUAGUGAAAUGGUUGUAAUUAGUAAUAAAUGUUUUUUACAUGUC
Messenger RNA from Photinus pyralis (common eastern firefly), 1449 nucleotides. It is a transcript of the gene TyrRS-m, whose product is annotated as tyrosine--tRNA ligase, mitochondrial. The transcript has 7 exons. Gene Ontology annotation, molecular function: ATP binding; RNA binding; tyrosine-tRNA ligase activity. The record is from RefSeq and is a predicted model, not a curated record. Gene Ontology annotation, cellular component: mitochondrion; cytosol. Gene Ontology annotation, biological process: tyrosyl-tRNA aminoacylation. The coding region runs from base 50 to 1423 and encodes 457 amino acids. NCBI's taxonomy places the organism in Eukaryota, Metazoa, Arthropoda, Insecta, Coleoptera, Lampyridae.